Messenger RNA from Manihot esculenta (cassava), 2134 nucleotides. RefSeq names its product activator of 90 kDa heat shock protein ATPase homolog 1. Gene Ontology annotation, molecular function: protein-folding chaperone binding; ATPase activator activity. The transcript is spliced from 3 exons. The record is from RefSeq and is a predicted model, not a curated record. Lineage: Eukaryota; Viridiplantae; Streptophyta; Magnoliopsida; Malpighiales; Euphorbiaceae. Gene Ontology annotation, biological process: positive regulation of ATP-dependent activity; protein folding. Gene Ontology annotation, cellular component: cytosol. The coding region runs from base 319 to 1365 and encodes 348 amino acids.
UUCAUCAUGGGUGCCAGGUUAUGACUUAACCAGAAAACCCUAAUCAAACACACUGUUCUAGAUCCUUCCAACGACCUCCUGCCCUUUUCCGCCAAUAACUUGAAAGCAAAAUAUGAAGGAAAGGAAGAAAGAAGAAAAAGCAAAUUUCUAGAGCCUUCUGUCUUUGGCAGAACUCUCCAGACUAUCUCUCAGCUUCUUCCCCCUACUUAUUUCCCUUUCUCCUCUGCUUUCACGCAAUCUCUGCUCAACUCUCUCGAUCCGAAGCUUCAAUCUUUAUCUCUUAAUCUAACACUUCAAACUUCUAGAUUUCGUUCGCCCAUGGCCAAGUACGGAGAAGGGGACAAGCGCUGGAUCGUUGAGGAUAGACCAGAUGGUACCAAUGUCCACAAUUGGCAUUGGGCGGAGACCAAUUGCUUGGAAUGGUCGCGGAACCUCCUCUCCAAUCUUCUCACUGAUCUUGUUAUUCUUGAUGGCGAUGGAAACCUUUUCAUCAAGAUCAAGAAAGUCGAAAAGGUCGACGGAGAGGCAUACGUCAAUGUUCGAAAGGGUAAAAUCAUUCCUGGGUAUGAGCUUAAUGUCUCUCUUUCGUGGGAAGGUGAAGCUAAGGAUUCAGAUGGGAAAUCUUUGCUUGAGGUUGAUGGAUCCGUUGAGAUUCCGUAUAUUUCUGACGAGAAUGCUGACGAGGAUCCGGAAAUUAAGGUGACUAUUAAGGAUGACGGCCCAAUUGGAAAGAGGUUGAAGGAAGCAAUGGUGGCUAAAGGAAAACCGGUGAUUGAAGAGAAAGUUAGGUUUUAUGUUCAAACUAUGGCUAAGGGUGGACCUGCUAAGGAUGAAUUGGAAGCGAAGAAGGUCGCGCCCAAGGGGCAAUGGACGGCAGAAAAUAAGGCAGCUUCAGCGACGCCUGCAGCCGGGGAGAAGAAGGAGGUGAAGAAGGAAUCAAAAAAAGGGUUUAAGACUAUAAGUUUGACGGAGAAGUUUAGUUGCAGAGCUAGGGAUAUGUAUGAGAUAUUGAUGGAUGAGAAUAGAUGGAAAGGCUUUACUCAGAGUAAUGCUAGAAUUAGUAAAGAAGUAGGAGGAGAGUUUAGUAUUUUUGAUGGUUCGGUGACGGGAACCAAUGUGGAGUUGCAGGAAGGAAAACUAAUAGUACAAAAGUGGAGGUUCGGGAGCUGGCCUGAUGGAAUUGUUUCAACGGUAAGACUUACUUUGGAUGAGCCUGAACCUGGGCUUACUAUUAUCAAGCUUUUGCAUACUGACAUUCCUGAGGAAGACAGAUAUGGGAAUGCAACUGUGGCGGAGAACACAGAGAGAGGGUGGCGGGAUCUUAUUUUCCACAAGAUACGGGCAGUUUUUGGUUUUGGCAUAUGAAUUGUUUUGAUAUUUUCUAUUAAGUGUAGAAUUUGUUCUUUUACCGGUUGUCUUUCUCUCAACAAUGAAAUUUGAAUUAAUGAAUGAUGGGGUUAUAUUAACUGGUUUGGACUGUCCAUGCAGUUGUUUUCUCUGGUGAAACAUAUUGUCUUGCCAUUCAUGUUUUCUAAUAACCGAAGUGCGAUGUUCAAUUUGAAAGUUCAGUACAAAUCACAGACAAUGUGUGUCCUAUCAAACAAGAUUAGGAACACUCCACCUUCUCUGGUCCAUGCAGAAUUGGCCUGCCUUUUAUAUCUCCAUCAUUUUAUUGCCCUUCCCAAUUCCUCUAGUUUUAAGAUAUAUCUGGGUUAUAAUCAGAAUGCCUGCUAUAUUCAUGAUUCCAUAUUACUAUCAGCAAAAUCUAUCAUGUAUAAAUUUUGUUGUCUGACUAUGAUACUACUGUUAUAGAUUGGUUGGCUAAUAUAUGAUUUGAUCACAGAACAAUGCUAUGAAAUUAGGCAGUCAUUUUCUCUGAAAUGGCCUGUUGGAGUUAUUAGGUUGUUAAUAUUAAGAAGUGUUCUCUACUUCUCUUGUCUUUGUAGGUAGUGGCAGUGCAAUUUCUGUAGAGGUUUUCUGGUCUCUCUCUUGCCCUUGUUGACUGGAUGUAGUUUCUGGCACGAGUUUUGGUAGGGGAAAAUCUCAGGUUAUUAUGGGAUUUGGCUGGUUAAAAUGUUGUAGAACGCUGGUUUUGUUGGUCCAAUCUUAUUUAGUUUUAAAACUUCAUUUCAUA